Messenger RNA from Thermochaetoides thermophila DSM 1495, 1533 nucleotides. RefSeq names its product tetracycline:hydrogen antiporter-like protein. Gene Ontology annotation, biological process: transmembrane transport. The transcript has 3 exons. The coding region runs from base 1 to 1533 and encodes 510 amino acids. Lineage: Eukaryota; Fungi; Ascomycota; Sordariomycetes; Sordariales; Chaetomiaceae. The record is from RefSeq and is a predicted model, not a curated record. Gene Ontology annotation, molecular function: transmembrane transporter activity.
AUGCCUUCUCGACGCGGCUCAGGUCGCGCCUAUCGACGUGUCUGUAACCCGGAUGAAUUCCCUACCGUGCAGCUGCUCUUGCUGGCUAUCGUCCGUCUGGCCGAGCCGAUCGCACUCACAUCUAUUUUCCCCUAUGCCUUCCCCCUCGUCAAGCGCCUCAAUGUCGGCAACGAGGAAGACGCCUCGUUCUAUGCCGGCCUGGUCAUCUCAGCCUUCUCCUUCUUCGAAGCCCUGAUGGGUAUGUACUGGGGCGCUGUCUCUGACCGAGUUGGUCGCAAGCCUGUGCUGCUCCUUGGUUGCAUGGGCACUAUGUUCAGCAUGUUGCUGGUCGGUUUGGCCAACAACAUUUGGGUUGCCCUGCUUGGACGUGCCAUUGGCGGCUUCCUGAACGGCAACAUUGGUGUCAUCCAGACCAUGGUUGGUGAGUUGGUUAUCAAGCCGGAGCAUGAACCCAAGGCCUACUCCAUCAUGCCGUUCGUCUGGUCGCUGGGCACAAUUAUCGGCCCCAUGAUCGGUGGACUCUUCGCCGACCCACAUGACUCAUGGCCGAAGCUCUUCCCCUCUGGCUCGCUCUUCGCCCGCUUCCCUUACCUCCUGCCCAACCUCAUCUGCGCGGGCUUGCUGGCUGUCAGCAUCCUCCUGGGCUACUUCCUGCUGGACGAGACCCAUCCGGACAAACAGCCUCGUGUCCUGCUGCCCGACGAUACGUACCUCUCUGAGAACACCCCGCUCCUCGAAACCUCCGACGCGUUGAAGCGCCCAGCUGUCGAUCUGCGCGAUGAGAACUACGGCAGUGUGCGUGAGCGCAUCACUCCCAUUCCACCUGCUCCGAAGGUCGACGAUGACAUGGUUCCCACGAUCUGGACGAAGCGGAUUAUGGCUAUCAUCAUUUCCCUGUCGAUAUUUACCUAUCAUUCCAUGACUUUCGACCAUCUACUGCCUAUUUUCCUGGAGGACCCGCGUUCGCACGCCAGUACAACCGCCUACUCGGGCUCUCUCUUUUUUGCUGGAGGCUUAGGCCUCUCCCUGCACACUGUUGGCCUUAUCAUGGCUGUGCAGGGCUUUAUCGCGCUGUUCACUCAGGCCGUCAUCUUCCCGCUUGCAGCAUCCUAUUUCGGGAUCUAUCAGCUCUUCAUCCUCGUUACGGUGUUCCAUCCCGUCGUCUACCUCUCCGUCCCGCCGCUCGCGCUCAUCCCAGCUGAGAGCACAUUCUUGCUGCACACUGCUAUCUACGCGAUGCUCGUCCUGCGCAAUCUGCUUGGCAUUCUUCUCUACCCGCUGCUGCUCAUCCUGCUGAAGGAUGCCACUCCCUCAAGCAAUGUGCUGGGAAAGGUCAACGGCCUGGCGGCUAGUGCUGGUGCUGCGUGCAGGAUGGUUGCUCCUCCUGUCGCCGGCAUGCUUUAUGCGAUGGGCAAGAAGAGCGGUUGCACGCCGCUGGCGUGGUGGGCGAGUGCCCUGGUUGCGUUAGUUGGCUCGGUGCAGUGCUUCUGGGUUCCCAGAGAGAGGCGCGAGACGGAGAAGGAGGCGGCUUAA